Molecule: messenger RNA, 1443 nt
Organism: Megachile rotundata (alfalfa leafcutting bee)
Lineage: Eukaryota; Metazoa; Arthropoda; Insecta; Hymenoptera; Megachilidae
Source: RefSeq, a predicted model, not a curated record
UACAGAUCAUUUGUGCACAUAUCGAAUAUUUACUGUACUACCGAUAAGAAGUGACCAGUCCAGGGGAAUAAACAAGGCAACCUCUCACGUAUUAAUUUCAUAUUCAAUAUUCUACCAACGAGUGAAUCCAAUACCUACACGUAUAUAAAAUGGAAAUUUUUAAUGGGAAGAGAAAAAAUACAUUCAUAUAUGUUUAUGGAGGAUAUUCUUAUAACGCAGAUACCAAGAAUCCCAACAUUUACCGCUGUUGUGCGCGCCAAACCCACAAGUGUACAGCUACACUCCUUCAAAGAAAUGAACAAUUUUUUAUCCAAAAACCACACACACCCUAAUAAUCCACAAUGUGCAGAAGUGUUAAAAUUGAAGUCGAUGAUGUUAAAGGAAUGUAGAGAAAAUCCUUGCAUAAAUAAUAAGGAGAUUUUUGAUAAUAUUUGUCGUACAAAUCCUGAUGCAGCAGCAUAUAUUUCAUACAAUAAUAUGAAAUCUAUUAUGUUCAGAGAAAAGGUAAAAUCUCGACCACCACUUCCUAAAACUGUACAGAGUGCGCAUGAAAUGCUUGAAAAUUACAAUGUCUUGAAAGACAUUUAUAAGGGAUGUGCAAUUUCAAAUGAAAGUAAAUAUGCCCUGAUUUUUUCAAACAUUGUACUACUAAGUGCAUUAGAAAAUGCCAACGAAAUUUACAUGGAUGGUACCUUUUCCGUUGUGCCACAAAUGCCUGUUUUUCAUCAGCUGUAUACUGUACAUAUACGGUACACUGACACGGAAAUCGCUACUAUUUUUGCUUUAUGUGAGUGCCGUACCUCAUCAAUGUAUAAAGCAAUAUGGCAAAAGAUAGUGUCUCUUGCUCCACGAUUGCAAGACAAUUUAGAAAUUGUCAUGUGCGAUUAUGAAAAAGCUGCUAUGGAAGGGAUACAAGUACAAUUCCCUGCAGUCAUUAUACAUGGCUGUUGGUUCCAUUUUAAUCAGGCUCUAUUAAGAAAAUGGAGAAAGUUAGGAUUAGAAGGAGCACAAGACGUGAUUCUCUCAAUGGCAAUGACAAUGCCCUUAGCUCCACCCGAUAUGUUUCCACAAGCAUUGAAUCAAAUACAGUUAGUCGCUGAUCGGUCCGCUGCCACCUUCCCAAAUGUUUAUGGUGUAUCUACGCAAUGUGUCGCUACCUAUUGCUUCAAAGGUCAGCGUAUAUGGCUCUGCAGUGAGGACUAACAAUAUUGUUGAAUCCUUCCAUAAUACUCUAUCACAACGAUUCCAAACAACGCGACCAGAUUUAUGGAUUUUUUAGAUAAUUUAUCAAAACUAAUUAAAGAUGAAACUAUUAAUUACGAACGUUUGAUCAAAAAUUUAAAAAUCACGCGAAUUCGUACUCGAGUGAAUAGAGAGAAGAAUGCUAAAAUUAGGUUAGCUCCAGAGAAUUUAGUCUGGGAUUUUAUCAGUGGAACAAUUUUU